CAAAAAGGCCCUGCAGUAAAGCAUGAAUGUAUUGAUUAUUUUUAAGCAUUAACAGAAUAAGACAGGAAACAAAUAGACUAAAAGUUUUGAUCCACCCAUAAUCCCAUAUGUGAUUCAUAAAGUAAAAAAAUAGUGAAGUAAGAUGGGGACGUUAUUGGGACACGCAGUCCCGGGAACAUUAUUUAUUUUAUUUGCAAUAUGGUGGAGUGUCAACAUAUGGAAGCGUUAUCUAAUUUCAAGGCGGGAAAAUUUGGAGUAUAAGAACUCUUUGACUUUUCCUUGUGGUUGUUGUUGUCAAGGACUUAAAACAUUUCAAGUGGAAGGAAUUUUAAAAGUUGUCGCUUCAACAGUUGGUAUUAUUGGAGAACUUGUUACGGGAUUCAAAGAUGGGCAAAUGGAACUGGGAAACUGGCACCAUGUGACUAUGUAUGCAGGAAUGUUGGUAUCAGGUUUAGUGGACAUAUUAUUACAUCAUCAAAAACUACUCCCUGAAGGAACGGAUUACAUCACUUUUGGACUAGCAGUUUUAGUAGAAGGGGUCCUCUUUUAUUUCCAUAUCCACGAUCGUGACGAUCUAGACAUACAACUCCAUUCAAUUCUGAUAUGUAUUAUUGGAUUCGGUGUUGUCACACUGGCAGUUGAAUACACAACACCUCAGAGCCACCUGGGAGGAUUCGCCCGGAGUUAUGCCUUCUUACUUCAAGGCAUUUGGUUCUGGGUUGUAGGGUUGAUACUGUAUGCCCCAACUAUUGCCCCAUGGGCAACUAUUGUGGACAAUAAUGAAACUGAACUGAUUAUGAAAACUGCAUUGAUUUUGGGUUGGAUGAUGAUUGGUUCAUUGAUAAUUAUUUUUAUAAUAGGGGCCAUUAUAAACUGUCAGCUUAGACUAACUAUAGAUAAAUAUACAGUCAUGUAGACUAGUCCAUCCAUUGCAUGACACUAUGAGCAUUGCGAUGUAACAUUGCUACACUACGU
Messenger RNA from Owenia fusiformis, 975 nucleotides. The record is from the annotation of a GenBank genome assembly. NCBI's taxonomy places the organism in Eukaryota, Metazoa, Annelida, Polychaeta, Sabellida, Oweniidae.